This is a messenger RNA of Oryzias melastigma (Indian medaka), 4485 nucleotides long. RefSeq names its product protein Dok-7. The record is from RefSeq and is a predicted model, not a curated record. The transcript is spliced from 13 exons. Gene Ontology annotation, biological process: neuromuscular junction development; positive regulation of protein tyrosine kinase activity. Lineage: Eukaryota; Metazoa; Chordata; Actinopteri; Beloniformes; Adrianichthyidae. The coding region runs from base 278 to 2812 and encodes 844 amino acids. Gene Ontology annotation, molecular function: protein kinase binding.
CCAGAUCAGCAGCUGCUGCAUCACAUUCCUCCAGGAACGAUGAUGAAUCCGCCGCGUGCUCAUUUCCCAGCAGCGGUAGCGGCAGGUGGGCCUGACCGUCCCGGGCUGGAGGCAGCGGGGCACGGGACACACGCGCGAGCUCUGGCCGCGGCAUUUUCCACGCGCCCUCUUUGCUGGGGGGCGAGUUUGCGCCACACGAGCGGAAGAGCGCAGCUAUUUUGAAAGUGACCCUUCAUUCGGACAGCAGCUCUGCAGCUGUCAGGAACCAUGACUGAAGAUGACGGAUUCUGUUAUCGUGGAAGGAUACGCCAGACUCCGAGACGCGAAAAAGUGGAGAACUAGGUGGCUCGUACUUCGAAAACCGUCGCCUGUUGCAGAUUGCUUGUUGUUGAUGGUUUUCAAAGACAAAUCGGACAGAGUUCAGGGCGGCAAAGAGAGAGCGACUGUCACUUUGGAGGAGAUCUGCGGCCUGGAGGUUGGGCAGUGCUACGAGGGCGUGGCGUUCACUUUGGCCAUCCUUUGCCUGACUCAGACCACUCUGCUGGGGUUCGACAGCAGGGAGGCCCUUCAGGCGUGGGACAUCCGACUGCGGUACAGCCUUGGAGAAGUCCAUAGGUUCAGUGUUGGAAUCUUACCAGGGACUAAGUUGGAAAGCGGUCCUGCUACUCUUCACCUGUGCAACAACCUGCUGGCCGUCGCUCGGGACAUCCCUCCGGUCAUAUCUGCGUACUGGAAUCUGCCGGACCUGCGCAGAUACGGACCAGUACCGAAUGGAUUCGUGUUUGAAGGAGGGACAAGAUGCGGUUACUGGGCUGGUGUUUUUCUGCUGGCAUCCGCGGAGGGCGAGCAGAUCAGCUUCCUGUUCGACUGCAUCGUCAGAGGCAUCUCUCCCACCAGAGGCCCAUUCGGACUGCGCCCCAUCUUGCCAGAACUUGGUUCCAGUCAGACGAGUUCAGAGGAGAGGCUGAGUCUGGAGGCCCAGGAGCUGGAGAGGCGGCUGAGCAUGCUGUCCCAUGGGAGCACCACAGCAGUCUCGUCUGCCGGAGGAGAUGACCGCAGCAUCUCGGGCUCUUCUGACACCUCAGAUAACAGCCAGUCAGACUGCAGCGUUGGCAGCCGGCUGGCGAUCUGGAGCGAGCCCCCGUCCAACCCACCUGGAAAUGUCAGCCACCUGAGCAACAGAGCGGCGCCACCGAUAACCGAGAAGCUCCCCGCCGCCCACGGAGGCGGCGCACGCCCCGCAGCCAAGUCCCAGCGGCAGCUCCAGGAGAUCGGCCGUCAGAGUUCCUCUGACAGCGGAAUCGCAACCGGAAGCCACUCCUCAUACACAGGGAGUUUCUCCUCAUACACAGGCAGUCUGGAUAUCAACUCUGGAGAGGACUUUGGGUCUGUAUUCAGCUUGCCCCCCCACAUAGCUCAAGAUCUGUGUCGAUGCAGCUGCCCUGGCGCUCCGGGACACAGGUACCAGGUACCGACCUCGCUGCAGUGUCUUUACGACAAUCCGAGGAAUCUUUUACAGGAAAGCAUCGAUAAAGAGCCCUCCACCUCUACCAGAGACACGACACAGUCAGCAAAAAGAGAUGAAACAACCUCUGAGCAUCACUCAGAGACUUCUGAGACACUAUCAGUCAGUGAACACUGUCAGGGCCUCACAGAGGAGGAGGAGAGCACCAAGUUAGCGCCCUCUAGUGACUCCCUUCAUUCCUGUGCCUCUCACCCAUCCGACCCCAAAACCGUUGUGAUCAUCUGCUCGGUGUGUGGUGGAUUCAAGAUGGCCCCACAGUCAAGUUCUUCCUCAGUGCCAGUCCUACCAGUGAUGGGAAGUCAUCAGAAGUCAUGGGCCUAUCCUGGCUCUGGAAGCGUCCGCAGCCGAGAGCUGCCAAACUCCAGAAUGAGUGGGGAGUCGCCGCUGCCAAAGAAAGCUGGGAGAUUAGUCAGUCUUUUAUCGGGUUUGCUCAGCUUUCCAAGAGCGGACAAGCCUCCCGAGGCAAAGGUGCACAGAUUGAACCCAUAUGAGUCAAUGAGCCCCGCUUUGGGAAAUCAGCUUCAUUUGGCAGCAUUACAGCAGGAAUCGAGGCGAGAAAAACGAGCGGCCAUUUAUGAAAACUGCUUCAAGUGUCGGGUAGCGCCCUGCCACCCUUCACCACGCGCUCUGCCUGCUAAAAUGUAUGGCGAUAGAGACUUUUGGGCUUCACAGACACUCCCAAAUGGGUCGAAUGGGAGGAAAAGCCAAGAAGAGGACAGUGUUGAAGACGAGGAGCCGCUCCAUGAGGUUCCCACAGGUGUAGGGGGGCAGCACAGGUGUGAGGAGAAGAGUCAAGCGGCGACCAGUGACAACAAAAAGCUUAAUGGCAAAGAGCAAAGACGCAGAACUGAUCCUGCUUAUGAGAUCAUGGAAAGCCGCAUGCCAGAAAAAAGCUCAGAGGCAGAAGAGAAAAGCAAGUACGAGCUAAUGGGCAGCUAUAGCCACAAGAGGUUUCUCCAAGAGGCUGACGAGGCAGUCUUUGUUUUCUCCCCGGAGGCUCCGUUUCCUGAGAGAGUUCAGAGUGAAGGUGUAACGUAUGUAAAUAUUCCUGUCAGUCCCACGUCCAAGAAGCAGCUGAACUACAUGGAGCUGGAGCUGCAGGAGCCGGGGCACGGAGGGAGAGGGGCAGCCGGGCAUCUUCCAGUUCAGAGAAAGGGCUCCACCAAGUACGCCCAGAUAGACAUCACCGCCACUGAAACGGCCCACAAAGUGGGAGCCCAGCACGCCCUGGGACGCCAGGAAGGCCUGCACACUCUGGAGCUCCGGCGAAAAGGGACGCCGCACUGACACAGACGGAACGUCAAUUUGGUGGAACAGUUUUGAUCAUUGGGGCAGGCUGAAGAGAUUGUCGGAGUAUUUCAGUUUGUUUUUUCUUUGUGAACUCAGAGAUGCCAUUAAAUGACAUUAAGUCAAGCAGAGGAUGAUGGACCAUCGCUGAGCUGAGUGACUAAGAACAAUGACGAGUCAUGUUCUCUGACCUUCCGUCUUUGCACGCAAUAUGUAGAUUUUUUUCUUUUUUUUGUAAUUAUGUUGAAACUUUAUAUUCCUGAGUGACCGGGUAAUUCCACAUGUAGGUGCACCAAAGUUUUCAUGAAUUUGUUAAAGUCUGCCUGCAGAAACGUGUUUAUAGUGAAGAAAGGACAUAAUUGUUUGGCGUCAAAGCACAAACAGGGAUGGCUCUGAAUUAUUCAGGCCGCCAUGCCGACCUUUGACGACAACAAACGGUCAGGAAGUGAAUCUCAGUUUCUGGAGAAGAAGAUUUUACUUUUGGAAAGUAUUUAUGAAGAUACAAAGCUGGGAAAGGGUCGGAAGUUUUGUAGUCGAAAUAUCAGUUACUUUUUCUCCUAUUUUACGUUUGAUUGAUGUCAUUUAACCUCAAACUGUGUUGGUUUGUGCUCUAAUUUGCUAAUUUUGUAUUUCAGAUUCUGUUAUAAAAUUCACAAUAUAUAGUAUAUAUAUAUAUAUAUAUAUAUAUGGUUGCACACAUUUAAGUAAAAACUGUUUAUUUACUUUGAUUUAUUUCAAGUUUUCACGUCAGUUGACAAUCAGGAAGAAGAUCGGUGCAGAGAUGACUAGUAUUUCAUUAAAGACAAAGAAAUCCAAAGGGAUUUAUUUAGUAUAUGUUGGAUAUUUAAAUUAUGUGGCAUAUUUUGUUAAUUCUUUCUUUUUUUUUUUCAUUUUUAGUUACAGAUGAAUUGGUUAAAAUAUUUUAGUUACUUGUCCAUAGAUAUAAAGAGUUGCAGUGUAGCUGUUUCAAAUAUAGUUGCCAAAAACAUUUAUGUUUGUUAUCAAAAUAGUGUAAAUUCAGAUUUAAAUUAAUGGUAUGUGUUGUGUAUGUUUUUUGCAGGAGCUGUCUGUAUAUAUGUUUGUAAGUAUUUACCAGUUUUAGGAAUAAAACUAAGAAAACGGUUUAGACUUUUCCAUUUUUUUCAGGUUUGAAGGAAAAUUACACAUUGUCACUCCCAACGCGCCCUUUCCGCGCCACUUUUUGGCGUUUUGUGUGUCCCCAAUUCUUUUGAUGUGCUGGCUGUUCCCAUUAAAUCGUGGGACGUGGUAGCAGAUGGGAUAACGGACACGGAACCAGUACCGGGUUGGGGUACGAAAAAUUACGAAAACAGAUAAAGCAUCAGGUUUGUUUCAUAGAAAAGCAACAAAAAGCGAUCUUUAUAACGGUCGCCUUACAACCUUCUCAAGAAACAGGCCACAAAGAUAAAUGGGUAAAGUGGCAGGUGGGAUUUUUAAAGGGAAAUAAAGUAGAAAAAAUAAUUUUGAUGUAAGCCAUCAACCUUUUUUAGCACAAAUUUACUGCACCCAGACUGUUUUCUUAAUAUCUAUGAUAUGUUAACAGAAGUACAUUUGACACAAGCUAGGCUACAGUUAGUCAUAAAGAUUUCAACCCUCUUUUCUUUUGAAAGAAAAUGUUAAAAAAAGCUAUUACAAUUAAGUAAAAGAAAAAAAAA